AUGGCCAUGUCUAGUGCAGCAAGCAUCUUAAUGAAGCAAUUUAGAGAGCUUACAACCCAUCCCGUACCUGGGUUCACGGUUGCAUUGCACGAUGAUAAUAACGUGUUUGAGUGGGAUGUAGGUAUUAUCGGAGCUCCAAGUACGAUUUAUGAAGGAGGAUAUUUUAAGGCAACACUUAAAUUUCCAAAUGAUUAUCCUUUCAAUCCACCAACGUUUAAAUUUAACAAUGAAUUCUUUCACCCAAAUGUUUAUAUAGAUGGACGACUUUGUAUAUCUAUUCUUCAUCCUCCUGGUGAAGAUCCCACAAGCGGCGAGUCAGCAGCGGAACGUUGGAAUCCUACUCAAAGUGUUGAGAGUAUCUUGAUAAGCAUUGUUAGUCUUAUGGGUGACCCAAAUUGUUCUAGUCCCGCUAAUGUGGACGCUGGUAUCAUGUAUCGUAAAGAUAAAGAAGGGUAUAAUGCUAUUGUUAGAUUCGAAGCUUCGAAGAAAGAUGUCCCUGAAGGAUUGAAAAUACCUAUCAACGCCGACGAUUUUAUCGUUCAAAAACGUCCAACUGACGAUAUUCCAGACGAAAGUUAUUGUUCUUAA
Molecule: messenger RNA, 588 nt
Organism: Diversispora eburnea
Lineage: Eukaryota; Fungi; Glomeromycota; Glomeromycetes; Diversisporales; Diversisporaceae
Source: the annotation of a GenBank genome assembly